AUGACCGUCAAAACUAGGACAAGUUUUGGCCAGAAAUUGGCCAAAAAUAGUCCCACGGACCUGGAUUUAGAUGUGGACCCCAAGGAAUGCUCUGAAAUUUUGGAAGAAAGUAAAAAAAUUCCCUACAAAAUGGAAAUUGUGUGGAGAAAUGUUGCACUGUUUGUGGCUCUUCAUUUUGCAGCACUCAUCGGGCUAUAUGAGCUCAUCUUUAAUGCGAAAUGGCCUACUGUGGGAUUUGUAUUCCUUCUCUACGUAUUUGGCGGUUUUGGAAUCACCGCCGGUGCUCAUCGUCUGUGGUCUCACAAGUCCUACAAAGCUACAGUACUCAUGAGAAUCUUCUUGAUGAUUUGUAACAACAUUGCUCUUCAAAAUGACGUCAUCGAGUGGGCCCGAGAUCAUAGGUGCCAUCAUAAAUGGACGGAUACGGAUGCGGACCCACAUAAUACCAGAAGAGGGAUCUUUUUCGCCCAUAUGGGGUGGUUAUUGGUUCGAAAACAUCCACAGGUCAAAAUAAUGGGAGUGAAAUUGGAUAUGAGCGAUUUGGAAGAGGAUCCCGUGUUGGAUUUCCAGAGAAGAAACUACAUUCCUCUUGUCCUCCUCUUCUGUUUCAUUCUACCUACAGUAAUCCCUGUAUUCUUUUGGAAUGAGACCGUUUUCAUCGCUUUUUACACUGCCGCCACCUUCCGUUACUGUUUCACCCUCCAUGCGACAUGGUGCAUCAACAGUGCUGCUCAUUACAUCGGCUGGAAACCGUACGCCCAUUCCAUAUCGUCCGUGGAGAACGUUUUGACCACAAUUGUGGCCGUUGGAGAGGGCGGACACAAUUUUCAUCACACAUUUCCCCAGGAUUAUCGUGCUUCAGAAUACUCAAUUAAGUAUAAUUGGACACGUGGACUAAUUGAUUUGGCCGCGGCGGUCGGCGCGGUCUACGACCGCAAAAUCGUGGAUGAUUUGGUUAUUAGAAGACAGGUGGAGAAGAAUGGAAGUGAGAUGCAGUGGGAGAAUUCGAGAAUGUGA
Messenger RNA from Caenorhabditis briggsae, 1017 nucleotides. Gene Ontology annotation, biological process: unsaturated fatty acid biosynthetic process. Gene Ontology annotation, cellular component: endoplasmic reticulum membrane. Bases 1 to 1017 code for a protein of 338 amino acids. Gene Ontology annotation, molecular function: iron ion binding; stearoyl-CoA 9-desaturase activity. NCBI's taxonomy places the organism in Eukaryota, Metazoa, Nematoda, Chromadorea, Rhabditida, Rhabditidae. The record is from RefSeq and is a predicted model, not a curated record. The transcript is spliced from 5 exons.